UGGGGCCCCUGGGCAAUAGGGGAUCAUGGGGCCCCUGUGUCCUUGCCCACAUUCAAAGCACACCCAAAAAAGCCUAUAAAAAGGUACCAGGGGUAUCUCAUGGGGCCCCCUACUGACCCCCGGCACUCGGGCAGUGCCCGAGUUUCCAAAUGGUCAGUCCACCCCUGGAACCUACCUCCAGGGCAGAGACAAGGGGUGGGCAGGAGGGUCAGCUGCCCUGGGUGCUGUAGGGAUUUGUACUAAGAGGUUGGAUUUGUGUUAAGAAGGGGGAUUUGGGGGGAAAGAUUUGUUCUAGUAGGAAUGUUUGGGGAGAUGCGUGCUAAAAGGGGA
Molecule: messenger RNA, 330 nt
Organism: Staurois parvus
Lineage: Eukaryota; Metazoa; Chordata; Amphibia; Anura; Ranidae
Source: the annotation of a GenBank genome assembly